Molecule: messenger RNA, 7790 nt
Organism: Cydia pomonella (codling moth)
Lineage: Eukaryota; Metazoa; Arthropoda; Insecta; Lepidoptera; Tortricidae
Exons: 14
Coding region: 983-4624 (1213 amino acids)
Molecular function (GO): protein binding
Source: RefSeq, a predicted model, not a curated record
GACAGAGAGACAAAUAUGGUGUGGUAUGACGGAACUAGUGUAUCACUAAGUAAUAAAGCGUUCUCGUCUUUCUGUGACUUCAAAUUAAAUUAACCAAUUUAAUUUGAACAACUCGACAGAACGGCAUUUAAUUCAUUGCUUCAUUCAAUACAAUGUAUCCAACAAUCAUAUUGGUAAAGUAGCACAAACACCUCGGUUCAAUUGAAUAAUAUCUACACAUUACGCUACAGAACAGCUGUUCGCAUUAGUCAGCGACGCAUGCUCGUAUGGCCACGCUGCACGCUGCAUGGUCAAGUGAAAAACUGUGUCAGUGCGAACAGUUGUUGCGCCUACGUCAGUGCCGUCAUGUUUCAUACACACAUAGGUUCAAGGGGAGCCUGCCAGUACGGCGGUCUCUAUUUAUAGUGUCUCGCAUCUAUUUCACUGUUAGCCCGCAGUGCAGAAAUGUCCGGAGACGCGAACGUCCAAAAACAAGCGCGGAAGCACCGAAAAACGCGCGAGAAAUUGCGACCGCGCGGGCGCGUCCUCACGUUUACAAUGUUCGGUGAUCGAUCGAUUCGACAUAUCCAAUCUACCCGUCUCUGAUAAUCAGAUCUGGCCAACUGACGUAAAUUAAAUCCCAGUACUCAUUAGACGAUGCAAUUACGCGCAAUCACGGCACGCGAGCUUAUGCAACCGUUUUCAACACCGCCUGUUUGUUACAGUGUCCUAUUUAGUAAUCAUUUUACAGUGUAUGAAAGUGACCGAGUGUCUGUGACUCUACUUUUCUAGUUUAAAAUAUGCAAUUUUUAUGUUUCUGAUAUAUUUUAUUUUUCGGUUGAAAAACAAAUAUGACAUUGGAACUAUUUUAACGAGAAUGCGGGUGAAACGCUUUGCCUGGCGACGCGCCAAAAGUAACACUGAACAGCUGACUGUUAAUAAACAAGUGGUUGCUGAUAAAAACGUAAAGUGUUAUUGACAAACAACCAAGAAAAUAAUCAACAUGUCGGAAAAAAAUGACGGCAAUCAUAGUGACGUUCCCAUAAUAGAUGAUAAUGUCAUUCGAAUUCAGCUGAGAAAAGCCUGCCAACAAAAAUGGGAAUUACGGACGCGAAAUCUGUCUCCUGGGAUCAGAUUUCCUACGAUACAACUUUUUGAUAGUGAAGGAAAUCUCCUCGUGGAGACAAAUGAUGAAAAUGUUUCCAUAAAGACUUGCGACGAGCACUCCGUCAGGGGCAGCCAGUCAUUGCGAGAGAAAGAUUUCAAACAUUACAUUGACAAGAACUCGAUUAGGAAACAUAAUUCCGUCGCUGGAGACAAAAUUUAUACAAGAGUAUUUCGUACGCCUGUCGUAAUUAACGAUAAUGUUGAGGGAGGUAAUAAACGUUACGUUAUACGAAAUUACGGCAAUGUAACAAACAUUCCAAGUAAACUCACAUUAAACACGAACUUUUCUAAUUUACAAAUAAAUAGCCUCGAAACCACCCCUUUCCAGUCCGAAGGCGCUAGUGAAGUUAGCAGUUACAAAAGCUCUGACAACGAAAGCUGUAUCGAUGACAUAAAGCCAAUGUUGAAAGAAACCGAAACCAAGUCAAUAUUGAAAAUGAAUGGCAUAAGUUCAACAGAAAGUUCGUCUGAAUUUUCAAUGGAUGCAAAAGUGAACAAAUCUGAAAUUGAAAUAGACACAAUGCUUCAUAAAUCCCAGUCAUUGAAAGAUGCCAUUCAAAGAAGAGGUUCCACAAAAGAGCAUAAAAAUGACACUUUGGCGCGUUCCAAAUCUGGAGUUUUGUAUAAUGGGCCUCACAAUAAGGUAUCGUUCCUGAACACUUACUUAAAAAGCUUACCCUCCCGGUCCGGGUCUAAUCCGGAUUGGUUUGCUGUACACCGCCGAAAAACAAUGAAAUCUUUACUAAAUUCACCCGAAACAUUGAAGCACCACGACUCAACCGAAUGCCUUUUACGAAAAUCACGUCUUCAAAAAAUACGGGAUAACACAUCAGAUAAUGGAUUUAUUAAUAUUCCCACGGACGCGGCGACGGCUUGUGAAAUGAAUAAACGCCUAAAAAUGUACAGACGUGGCUUAUCAGAAAUCGAACCACGAAAUCAUUCAGAGAGUGUGACGAUGAGACAGCGGAGUCAGUCCGUGUCGGAAAACUUGCGGAUUGUCCGCACUUCGUCAUCCGAAAGUGUGGACGAAGCCGACAUGGUGCUUAGCCGUCUGAAGAGGAGAAUACUCAAGAAUAAGUUGAGAGAGAAAAAGCGGAGCCUUGGUUCUAAGUACCUUUUCAAUAACCGCAACUGCCGCUGGAGUAACGAUCAGUCGACAUCAGAUUGGCGCGAUGCGGGGGGCGGGGCCCUGGUGAGGUCCCGCCACGGUAUGGGCUCUAACAUCAGCCAGCACUCCGCCAAAGGGCUAAAAGGUCGACGCGCCAGGUCUAGUGGCGACCUUUGCAAUGGCGACACCAAGAGCCAGACUGAAAGCUCCGUCUGCGGAUCUGUGGUGGGCGAUGCCAUGGGCUGGAACAGAUCGCUGCCAAAUCAUCUGGACGGAAAUAGACAUUUAGCUGACUACAGCCGGGUGAACAAUAACUAUGGGGAGUUCGGAACAUACAAUAGGACACACCCUAAAGGUGGACGCGGAUUGCGAUACCGAGUGUCCAAAUCUGGCUCGGAUGCGGAGCCCGUAUGGAAACUGCAGGACCCGGGCUUCGACCAGGGCUACGGCUCUGAGCGGUCGCCGGAGGACGACUACGUGCCGCCCAUUGUGCCCGCAGCAGUCUCCGCCGUCUCGUUGCAGGAGUACGAGGCGGAGCUGAGAGUCAUGUACCCAUUCAUCAAUGAUGAAAAUACAUUCACCGUAGUAGUGGAGAAGGACGGCCGAGGCCUAGGCAUGUCAGUGUGCGGCGGAGGAGGCUUAGUACGGAUCCGGCGGUUAUACCCGCCGCAGCCAGCAUGGAAGACUGGCAAGCUGGCCCCCAAAGAUCUCCUGCUCGCGGCCAACGGCGUGCCGCUAGCCGGGCUAAGCACUUAUGAAGCCCUGGAGGUGCUCCGGACGGCGUCGCCGAGGGUCGAGCUGCGGGUCUGCCGGCCUCCCCACGAUAUGCUGGAGAGCGUGACCCCGCCCGACCCCCCCACGCCCCCUGCGAGGACCCCUCACCCUCCACACUUACCGCUACCGCAGCAGCAUCUGCCGUUAGAUCCGCUGAACUGUCAUCCGAUGCACGCAAGGUUAUCAGCAACAACAAGCAGUGCAACCACCUCAUCCUCCGAAGGCCGCGGGCGGCGCGAGGCGAGCCCCGAACCAGAUCGACGGGAACUACGUCUUCCGGACCUCGACCGCCCGCUCCCCGUCUACGACAUACAAUACGGGGAGUUCGACAUAGUGAUGACGAAAGUGAACGGUUCACUGGGUUUCACACUCCGUAAGGAGGAUCACAGCGCGCUAGGGCACUAUGUGCGCGCCCUCGUGCGCGAGCCAGCGCUCAGCGACGGCCGGAUACAGCCCGGCGAUCGGAUUGUCGCGGUGAACGACACAGCGAUGUCGAACAUGUCGCAUGCGGCGGCCGUGGCGUUCUUGCGCGCGUGUGGCUCAGAGGUGCGUCUGCGGCUGUACCGCGACCACGCGGCGACACCACUGUCGCCCAUGUCGCCUAAGGAGGAGCCCACCGACUCCGACCCGCCGCUCCGGCCUAAACCCCCGCUAAGGGCCGAAGCGGUGUCGAUGUUGUGCGACCUGGCGGCGCGGCGGCUCACCCCCGACGCGGUGGACGGCUCGCGCUCCCCGUGCCUCUCGCCCCGCAAGUUCCGCAAACUGACCAAGGACAACAACCACUAUGAGCAGCCUAAUGAUGCGCCAACACAACCGACUGAACUAAAGUCACAUAUGGAAACUUCGGAAAGACGGAUGUCUCGGGCACACUCUGUAGCUCUGGCCAGCCCCACCGCCCCGCCGACUUGUAGAAAACAAAAGCUAAGCCUGGCAGUUCCACCGCACGCAUAUGAACUAAAUAAUCUAGACAACGACGCGUUAGACGCUCGAAAUACCUACCAGGAGGACCGGAGCCGCCAGAGAUACGAGCCCUCAUUCCCAGUAGACUCUGAUGAGCCGGUUUCCAUGCCAGCUGAACUGUCCAGCGAUGAGGCGAGGUUUAAACAUUCUACUCCCAUGUACCAAAGUGCUGUGCUGAUGACUUCUGACGGAGAAGUUAAGGAUGACAGUGGAUUGAAGAAGUGGAAAGCAGUCGCUCUAUCGCCGGACAGCGAGAGGAAGGCGAAGGAAGCGCGGGCGCCGUCGAAGCCGAAGGAGGUCGAAACCGUCCAGAAGGAGAACAUACAACCUGACCCACAUAACCUAGACAUCAAUCAUUCGGAGCCUACGAUAGUGACGGUGGAGCUGAACCGCGGGUGGAACAGUAGGCUGGGGUUCAGCGUGCAGAGCCACCCGGAGUCGGGGCAGAGCUACAUCUCCGCCGUGUACAGCGACAGCGUCGCCGCGCGCGACGGCCGGCUGCGCCGCGGAGACGUCAUCCUGCAGGUCAACGAUGAAAACGUGACGUCAAUGAAAACUCCAGAAGUAAUAGACUUGCUGCGGUUGCUCCGCGGCUCUAUCUGCAUCACCGUGCUGAGGCCUCCGAACCCACAGUGAACGCCAGAACCAACUAUCUAAGUCCAAAGAAUAGUAUCUUCAAUAUUGCUUUAAGACAGAUGCGUUAGGCCUAAAUGGAAUGGCUAAACUUUCAUACUCUGGUCUACUUCAAGCUUUUUGACUAAGAAGUGCAUAAGCCAAUAGUUUUAUUUUUAUUUUUUAUUGGCUUAUUAACAAGUACCACGCAACAUAUCUCCAUGAUGUAUCUCCAGUAAUCUAAAAUAGUCUCUAUUUGUAAGCUAAAAAGAUAUGAGAAUUAUUUGCGUGCCGUGCUCUAAAAAAUCUGUUUGAAGUUCCUAAACUUUGGCUCAGAAUUAUUCCACGUCAGCCCGAGAAACUAUAGAUUUUUAAUAGUAUAUCUAUCAUGGAAUAAUACACUACUAUUGUUAAUAAGUUACCUUAUAAUAUACAUAAUGUUAACUUGCGGGAUUGAUCUCUUUAGGAUUCGCAAAUUUUAAUUGAAGUUUUAUUAAAUUGUAAUUAUAAAGAAUAAUACGUUAUUUAAAUAAAAUUAAUCUACCAUUACACGACCAACCUUGCGCAACGAAUAAAAUAUCAAAUUAUUUUCAACCUAUAUAAACUCUUAGUAUUUAUACUCAGUGUUUUUAAUAAUUUUCUUGUCAUAUAUACUGAUAAUAUGUAAAGUAAUGAAAGUGCAUUCCACAAGAUUGUACAUAAUGUAACAUAAAAGGUAGUUUGUCGUAGCGGAUCCACCGUAGUCAAACGUAGCAUCACAAAUGAUAACUUAAAGUGGUAUCACAGACGGUAUGGUGAGUCCGUAGAUCUAUGAUGUUAGUGUAAAUUGUAGAGCGUGUAACGAGAGCAUGAAACACCCUUUGACAAUUCGAAUUGGCUUGCUCGAGCUCCUUUUGACUCCGAUGGGGUUAAAAAUAAAUAGAAAUAUUUUGUAUUUAAAGUUAAUUUAUCGUAUUUGAAUUCAUAGCACCUCGACCCUGCGCGCACGGGAGCAGCGGUCAGGCGGUUGGCAGUUGCCUUGGCGGUGGGUUGUGGCAAUGGGAUCUUGCAAAGACAAUGUGGUCUUAGAAGAUUAUACAUUUAUUCACUUUAGCAUGGAAUCCUAUUUUAUGCAGCCCAUUUCCUUCCUUAAGACGAACUUUACGAGCAUGAGAAGAGCAGCACUUCAUUAAACCUUCGUAAAGUCGGACCCAAUUAAUGGAAUAUUGGUAACAUAAAGUUAAUUUUAAUGCACACCACAGUUUCCAAUAGGUACUGAAAAUUCUAGUCAAAUCUAAAUUAUAAUCGAAAUAAUCUCGUUGUAGUCUUUGAUUAUAAAUAAAUAUAAUGAUAUUGAGUAUUCGUAAACACGUAGAGAUUUUGAAAAAAAACUACAUAUAUUAUACAUAGAUAAAAAAAGUACCUACUCACAGAGAGUUAUAUUAAAUAGAUCAUUCUUAAAUGAUUUCUUAUAAAGGUGUUGUCAACUCAAAAGAUUUUAUCGACAAAUCUACUCAAAAAAUCUAUUUUAUUAAUAUGAUAUUAGAUUUUAAGGUGAAAAUGUAGAAAAUCCUUGCACAUAACAAACCUGAACGAACGAAACAACUGAUAUUCUAAAAUUAUUGUGAUGGAUAUGUGUUAAUGUUAACUACUGUAAAUGUGACUUCUAGAGUAAAGAGUACAUAGUCUGCCGCCGUUAGGUAAAAUGAAUGUCUAUAGGAUGGUCCUCCAUAUUCACACACUCGCUUAAUGUCAACGUGGAAAGUUGUAGAGCGAAACUAAUACGGGUUCUAAAGUGGCAUUCGAAUUUUAAAAACACGAUAUUGAUUUGAUAUUACUAACAGUUAGUGUUAUUUUUUUAUAAGCACACACGAACUAAUAUAAGUCUACAGGUCACAUUUUUCAACCUAUGCUCGUAUAUAUAUAUAUAAAAGUCCAAAAACCUGAUAUAUAUAUAUAUAUAUCAGGUUUUUGGACUUUGGAGUCAUGGAUCUGUUAGAUUUUCCAAGGAAAACCACACGCACAACUUUUACAUCAAUGCUUUAUACGCACACUCUUGCACAAUUAUUUCAUUUUAAUUGUUGAAAUAAAAAAUAAAAAAAUAAUUAUGUCUCCUCAGCAUUCCACGUUGACUUGGAACGAAAUAAAGACUAUUGCGCACCAGGAGAAAGAUGUAGAUUUGUUUUUUUAGUUGUAAUUACCCAAUAAUUCACCUUAAUGGGGAACAACUACAUCAAUAGCAUGAUGACAUAUUCAGGAAAGAAAAGAUAAAACAUUCCAAUAAUAAAUAGGCAAUAUGUAAAAGAGUCAAAAAUAUGUUUGAGAUUGUCAAGGAGCAGGUACAACAAAGUAACUAAAAUACACAUUUACCCCAUUAUUCAUAAACGUCUACUAAAGUUGACAAGCCGCUUAUAUAAUCGUUUGUCCCAUUCCAUCAUACCAAUACGUCGGAAAGGGACAAACGAUUAUUAGCGGCUUGUCAACUUUAGUAGACGUUUAUGAAUAAGGGGGUUAGCCUGUACAUACCUAUAUUUAUGUAAUACCCGUGCGCAAUAGUCAAAGUACUCGUAUUAAUACCGAUAGACCAUGUCAUGUAGAUUAGCUAUUGUUUUUCCUAGAAUAUUAAAUUAAUUAUCACGCCUUUUUAUUUUGCUCAACUAUAUAUUAAAUUGUUUUUAAUGAAGUGUAAUUUAUAAUGCUAAUAAAGUGUCAUCUUUUUUUAUUCGUUUAGAAAAUUCGCUAACAAACUUUCCAGUUUGCUUCAGUUCAGAAUUUGAAAGCGUGCUAAACUUCUAGAGCCGUAAUCCUGAGUUAUAAUCGAACACUACUUAUACAUAUACCUAUUGCUAAUGCUGACAACACGUGUUUGAUGUCACCACGCCAGAAAAGAGUAAAUAGGUCUUACCAACUUCCCGGUGACAUCACCAUUUAGGUAAUAGAAUAACUGUAAAGAAGCUUUUUGCAUCAAGCCUCAAACACUUUGAAUAAAUAUCGCCUGUUUAAAACGGUUGUUCUAGUGGUUACGUUUCAUCCUAUGUAUGAGUUGCUUAGAUGUGAAUGUAGCGAUGGAUGCCUUAAAAAUAAAGACUAGGCCAUAUUUAUGUUAUUGUAAUGAUGGGAUUACUUUAAGGAAGUGUGUCAGUCAAGAACAAAAGGAUGUACGAUAUACUUAAUUAUGGUACUAUAAUAUAAAAUAAAGAAUAAUGAAUUA